CCAAACAACGGGAUAAGUGAUACGAGCGGUCCAGCAGUUUUACCACUUCGUCAGAUAUUCAAGAUCGCAUAGCAUUCUUAUCGUAAAGUUGCUUCGUUCUGCACGGUUCAGUGAUUCAAGAUGCAAAAAAUCGUCUUCUUCGGUGGAACCGGCAUGACCGGCCAGUGUGCAGUACGAUAUGCACUCCAGAAAGGCCUGACUGUGCGGUUACUGGUGCGCAACGAAUCGACCGUUCCGGAUGACUUUAAGGAAAAGGUCGAACUCAUCAAAGGUGAUGUAACGAACAAAGACGAUGUGAAGAAAGCGGUCGAGGGCCAGGAGUUGGUUUGCGUGGUGCUCGGAACACGCAAUGACCUAAAGCCGACGACGGCGAUGUCCGAUGGCAUGUCGAACAUUAUCGCGGCGAUGAAGGAAGCUUCAUUAAAGAAGUUUUCAGUGUGUCUGUCCUCUUUCCUGUUUAUGGACCCGGAAAAGGUUCCUGGAAUGUUUGUGAACAUCAAUGGAGAGCAUAAGCGUAUGCUGGAAAUGGUCAAAUCCUGUGCGCUCGAGUACCGGGCGGUGCUGCCUCCACAUAUUGCAGACGAACCGCAGGCUAAAUUUGAUACCGCUUAUGAUAAGCCACCCGGCCACUCGAGGUCUAUUUCGAAACUCGAUCUCGGACAGUUCCUCGUUGAUUGUCUCUUCGAAGAGACCCAUUCUGAAAAGGUCAUCGGCAUUUGCACUGUUAAGUAAUGCAUAGAGAUUCAGUUUUCGACACAACAACCGAAGUAUGUGUUGUUUUUUUUUGGUUCUGGAU
Anopheles coustani is the source of this 796-nucleotide messenger RNA. Its product is annotated as flavin reductase (NADPH). The record is from RefSeq and is a predicted model, not a curated record. Lineage: Eukaryota; Metazoa; Arthropoda; Insecta; Diptera; Culicidae. Bases 121 to 732 code for a protein of 203 amino acids. The transcript is spliced from 3 exons.